UAUUAAUAUAGUAUAUCAAUUAAAUUCUUGAAUAUAAAUCAUUUUUAAAAUUCAAUCAAACAAAAAAAAUCAGAUGCUAAAAGCAUGUUAUGUCUACAUCUCGCAUGAAUCCAUUGAGAACAUAUGAGAGGCUCUGUGGUUCUACUUCUAGCAUUCAUUUCAGGAAAUUGUCAAUUGUUUCCCUCCCCGAAUCAGAGCUCUUAAAUGUAGUUAAAGUUGUCAAUGUUGGUACCAAUUCUACCCACAUAUCCAAUUUGCAAUAUCUUUUGCAGUUCUGUGCAAAAACGAAAUCUUCCAUUGGUGGAAGAGCAUGUCAUGCUCAAACAAUUCAUGUUGGAUUGAAAACCGACAUUUUAACAUCAAAUAUGCUGAUUAAUAUGUACUCUAAAUGUUCUUUAGUUAAUGAUGCUCGUAAAGUGUUUGAUGAAAUGCCGGUUAAAAGUUUAGUUUCAUGGAACACAAUGAUUGGAGCACUUACACAGAUUUCUGAGGAAAAAGAAGCACUCAUGCUGUUUAUUCAAAUGUUAAGAGAGGGAACACUGUUCAACGAGUUUACCAUUUCAAGUGUUUUGUGUGAGUGUGCUGCCAAAUGUGCUGUAUUUGAGUGUAUGCAGUUACAUGCUUUUUCAAUUAAGGUUUCUGUUGAUUCUAAUUGUUUUGUUGGAACUGCAUUGCUACAUGUGUAUGGCAAAUGUUAUUUGAUGAAAGACGCGAGUCGGGUAUUCGAGAGUAUGCCCGAAACAAAUGCUGUUACUUGGAGUUCAAUGCUAGCAGGAUAUGUGCAAAAUGGGUUUCAUGAAGAGGCGUUGUUGCUUUUUCGUGAUUAUCAGUUGAUGGGUUUCGAGCAGGACGCAUUUAUGAUAUCGUCUGCUGUUUGUGCUUGUGCCGGCCUGGCAAGUUUGAUUGAAGGGAAGCAAGUGUAUGCCGUUUCGUGCAAAUCUGGAUUUGGUUCGAAUGUAUAUGUUUGUUCGUCCCUUAUAGACAUGUUUGCAAAAUGCGGUUGCAUAAGAGAAGCUUACCUUGUGUUUCAAGGUGUUGAGGUGAGAAGAAGCAUUGUUUUAUGGAAUGCUAUGAUUUCUGGGUUUGCUAGACAUGCUUGUGCAUUAGAGGCUAUGAUCUUAUUUGAAAAAAUGCAGCAAAAUGGCUUUUUUCCUGAUGAUGUAACAUAUGUAUCUGUCCUAAAUGCUUGCAGUCAUAUGGGUUUGCAUGAACAAGGGCAGAAAUAUUUUGACCUCAUGGUCAAACAGCAUAAUCUUCGGCCGAGUGUUCUUCACUACUCGUGUAUGAUUGACAUUCUCGGUCGAGCGGGACUUGUUCAGAAGGCUUAUGACUUGAUAGAGACAAUGCCAUUUAAUGCAACUAGUUCUAUAUGGGGUUCACUUUUAGCUUCUUGUAGAAAUCAUGGUAAUGUUGAGUUCGCUGAGAUUGCAGCCAAGCAUUUGUUUGAAAUGGAACCUGAUAAUGCAGGAAACCACAUCUUGCUAGCAAACAUAUAUGCUGCAAAUGGAAAAUGGGAGGAAGUUGCGAAAGCGAGGAAGGUUCUUAGAGAGAGUGAACUGAGGAAGGAGAGGGGAACAAGUUGGAUUGAAGUUAAGAAUACCAUUCACUCAUUUACUGUCGGCGAGAGAAAUCAUUCACAAAUCAAAGAAAUUUAUGAUAAGUUAGAUGAAUUGGUGGAGGAGUUGGAGAAGCUGAAUUACAAGGUUGAUAUAAAAAAUGACCUUCAUGAUGUUGAAGAUAGCAAAAAACAGAUGCUUUUGAAGCAUCACAGUGAGAAACUUGCCGUCACAUUUGGAUUAAUGUUUUUGCCUAGUGAUAUACCAAUAAGGAUUAUGAAAAACCUUAGGAUAUGUGGUGAUUGCCAUAAUUUUAUGAAACUUUUGUGUAAGUUUACUAGUCGAGAGAUUAUUGUUCGAGAUACAAAUCGUUUUCAUCACUUUAAGGAUGGCUUUUGUUCUUGUGGCGAGUUUUGGUGAACUUGUGGAUUCUGAUAUGUAUAGUUAUGCUAAUUAACUCCAAAUAAUAGGAGUUUCACAUUCCCAGAUUUUUAAACAACUUUGAAGAGAUUUUUAAGGGAAGGCUCGACAUUAUUAUUCACCAAUUCAUCUGUUGUAUACUACUUAGGAAAUUUCUUCUUAUGUCUAAUGGAAGACUUUCAUUAUCUGAUAGAGAUUUCAUCGUCUGUGUUGUUGAAUCAAGAAAAAGUCUCUUCGUGAAAAUUAUAGAAAAUUAUAGCUUUGGAUGUAUACUUUAUUUUGCCAUGGAUUUCAUCCACAUUUAGACAUUAAUAC
Messenger RNA from Cicer arietinum (chickpea), 2291 nucleotides. Its product is annotated as pentatricopeptide repeat-containing protein At5g04780, mitochondrial. Gene Ontology annotation, molecular function: zinc ion binding; protein binding; RNA binding. The record is from RefSeq and is a predicted model, not a curated record. NCBI's taxonomy places the organism in Eukaryota, Viridiplantae, Streptophyta, Magnoliopsida, Fabales, Fabaceae. Gene Ontology annotation, biological process: RNA modification.